Molecule: messenger RNA, 4860 nt
Organism: Lepisosteus oculatus (spotted gar)
Lineage: Eukaryota; Metazoa; Chordata; Actinopteri; Semionotiformes; Lepisosteidae
Gene: ttyh2
Product: tweety family member 2
Cellular component (GO): plasma membrane
Molecular function (GO): volume-sensitive chloride channel activity; intracellularly calcium-gated chloride channel activity
Source: RefSeq, a predicted model, not a curated record
CGCGAGGGCUGCGUGCACGCCGGAGCUCCGAGUGAAUAACUUGUUAAGGGAGAGAGAGAGAGAAUGGAAGCAGGCGAAAUGAAGUCGUGGAGCUCACUGAGGACUGGUUAAAUCGUCUUUUUUUUUUUCUAUCGACCUUAAGAAAAAACAAAAUCUCCGAAGCGGGCAGAAAACACUUCGUUUUCUUUUAACGCGUCUUCUUUCUCUUUCCGAAUUUCGUCUCCAUCUUCCGAUCAGUGCAUCGCACUCCCCCUCUGCAUCCCGAUGCCUUGUUUUGUCUGAUGAUCGCGGACGGGGCUGACUGGGGUUGUGUUUCCAGUUGUGCGGACGGUGUGCUUUUACUACUGAAACUCCGGAUUACUGUAGACAGCCGAAGCUCCGCUUUGCAAUGUUGCCUACGGCGCGGGUAGAUUACAUUGCCCCGUGGUGGACUUACUGGCUGCACAAUUUCCCCCACGUCAACCUCAGGUUCCAGCCCGUGAACAAGAGCUUUAACCCCCAGGACGACAACUACCAGCAGUCUUUGAUAUUCUUGGUCUGUGUGGCGGCAGCAGGCCUGGGGCUCAACCUGCUCUUCCUGGCCAUCUACCUGAGCUGCCUGUGCUGCUGCCGCAAGGAGGAGGAGGAAGAGACCAAGAGGCCCAACUCCUGCUGUGUCACCUGGACGGCCGUCACCGCUGGCCUGAUCUGCUGCGCCGCGGUUGGAGUUGGGUUCUAUGGGAACAGUGAGACGAAUGAUGGAGUGUACCAGCUGACUUACUCUCUCUAUAAUGCCAAUCAUACACUGGGUGGUGUCGACAGCCUGGUUUCUGGUACCAUGGACAGCAUGCAGAGGGGCCUGAAGCAGCACCUGGAGCGACUGGAUGAGAUUUUUGCCACACGUGGGGACUACAUCCAGACCCUGCGCUUCAUGCAGCAGAUGGCUGACAACGUCAUCGUGCAGCUGACGGGCCUGCCAGAGUGGGGCCAGACCAGAGUGGACCUGGCGGCCACCGCUGUCCAGAUCAGCUAUGUGGAGUACUACAGGUGGCUGUCUUAUUUGCUUCUACUGAUUCUGGACCUGGUCAUUUGCCUGGUGGCCUGUCUAGGGCUGGCCAAGCAAUCUCGGUGGCUUCUCACUACGAUGAUGGUGUUCGGGGUGCUGACACUGAUCCUAAGCUGGGCAUCACUGGGGGCAGAUACAGCCACAGCUGUGGGUACCAGUGACUUCUGUGUGGCUCCUGACAAGUUCAUCAUGAACAUGACCCACAAUGAAAUCAGCACUGAUAUUGUGCACUACUACUUAUACUGCAGUCAGAGCAUGCCCAAUCCGUUCCAGCAGGCCCUGACUAUUUUCCAGAGGUCCCUGACCACCAUGCAGAUCCAAAUUCAGGGGUUGCUCCAGUUUUCCGUGCCCAUAUUUCCCACUGCUGAGAAGGACCUGCUUGGGAUCCAGCGCCUGUUGAACUCCUCAGAGUCCAGCCUUCACCAGCUCACUGCCCUGCUGGACUGCCGCGGUCUGCACAAGGACUACCUGGAUGCACUGAUCGGUGUGUGCUAUGACGGGGUGGAAGGCCUUCUCUAUCUCAGCCUCUUCUCUCUGCUGGCUGCCCUUGCCUUCUGUGCCAUGCUGUGUGCCAUCCCUCGUGCCUGGAGACACUUUGCCAGCAGGGAUCGGGAGUACGAUGACAUCGACGAGGAAGACCCGUUCAACCCCCAAGCGCGGCGCAUCGCGGCCCACAAUCCCACGCGUGGCCAGAUGCACAGCUUUUGCAGCUACAGCAGCAGCAUGGGGAGUCAGAGCAGCCUGCACCCCCCGGCCCAGGCCGUCUCCAACGCCCCUGUCUCCGAGUACAUGAACCAGUCGGUGCUGUUCGGGGGGAACCCUCGCUAUGAAAACGUCCCGCUGAUCGGCAGAGGUUCGCCACCCCCUUCGUACUCUCCCAGCAUGAGGGCUGCCUACCUGUCUAUGACUGAUGACCAGACAAGGCAUUUUGGGAAUGAUUUUCAGGCUUAGAUUCCCAUUUUCCCCUCCUACACCUCCAUGGCUAAGGAAUCCACCCAGUGUCGCAGUGUGUGGCAUUGCUUUGCCAACAACACUGUUGAAAUGGAAUCUGCACUGAGUGUCUGUUCUCUCUCCAGCAUGCACAAGCAUGGCUGCACAAGGGAGAGAGUCCUCAUGCCAUUCUCACAUGCCUUGAACAAAACAGAUGAAUGUUAGGUACCAGUUCGGAAGCCGGACUCGCAGUACAUUUCUUCUAAAACCAUUCCUGGCCUCUUGAAGGCACACAAACACUUAGCAUCAAAUAUAUAACUCCACAAAAGAGGUUUUCUGUUUUCCUCCCCCUGAAGCCACAAAGCUAAAUGUUCAACAAAUGAUAUUUAUAUAUCAACAAAAGUUAAGACAUUCUUUGACUGGACACACAGCUGCUUUUUUCACAUAUAGUCUUAUAUUUUUAACUGCAUCAUAUUUGAGAAAUUCAAUGUCAACGUGACAUUUCUGAAAGCAGCAAAUUCUGUGCCAAAGAAUGGUACAAAGAGAAGAACUGGGUGACCUGAAGUAAAAAAUAAAAAGCCUGUUAAAAAGCUGGAACUUGACAUAUUGUAAUUGUUUAACAAUAGCACUGGCGUUUUGUGCCAUUAUAGAAAUAUUUUUGUUGUUUUCUUCACCUAUCCUCAGUUUGAACAUGGAUUCAGGGUGAACCAGACAAUGCAGAAUCCUAUUUUCUGUCUUUCGUAUAGAGAGAGUCAGUGCUUCCAUCUGAUUUUACUGGGGGGGGGGGAAUGGAUUGAUUUUUUGUCUUUUUGUGUCUGAUCAAAACUUGCAAAUCGGCGCGUUUUAGGUAUUUGGGGCAGAAUAUUAGAAAUUACAGCUUUUAAAUGAGCAUCUUCUUCCCAUCUCUACUUUCCUUCCUCUGCUUCUUCAGCUGAGAAGCUACACGACUGUUACAUUUCUGGAUAAUCCUUUGCUUCUCUUUUCAUCUCCUCCUUUAGGCCUUUCGAAUGCCCAGUCAGAAUGUAUCCCCCCACAGUGAGAAACAAUGCAAUAUGAAGGUUUUCAAAGCCUGUACUGUAUAUUUACUGCUAAUUCCAGACAAUGGUAGUCUGUAAAAUGUAAAGGCAAGGUAAGGGAAAGGGUGAACAGGCUUCCUACAAAUAGUGAGAUUUUGAAUUUCUUUAACCUGUAUAUACACUGUACAGACUUGAGAUCCUAAAGAACUGUGGUUUUCCACACUUUUCACUUUCCACACAAUUUACUGCCCGGUGUUCUACCACUGUCUGUGCAUAGCUGUUGAACGCAUUGAAGCACAGUGCAGUUGGUGACCAUAAUGGAGGUCUUGUAACUGGAACAGGGACCAGCAAUCCUUUGUAUCCUAGAGCCUUCAAGUCUCAGUUCAUGCAAGGCAGUAGUCAUGCAGACUUGCACAGAUUUGUUUUCCUUUCUAGGCAGGAUGUCCCAUAUACAGUAGUUAAUCACCCCAGAGUGAAAAUAGACCUAAAACAAAGGUGUUUAGCACAUUUAGAUUAAAACGAAUAUUUGUUACAAGUCCUGUCGGGGGUUUACUCUGCUUACACCCAUUGCCUGCUGGGAUAGGCUCUGGCUCCCCUGUGACUCUGAAUUAGAAGAAGCAGGUAGAAAAAAUAAUAAUUUAAAUUGUGGAGAUGCAUAAUAUUAUUUACCAGGGGUCACUAAAUUUGUGGGGAUGUGUUACCACAUUUUGUCCCGAGAGUGAUUGCAAUACAUGCCCAGUCUCACACACAUCACUCCCCUCAUGUUAUUGUAGAGCUACAAUGGAAGUACUGUACAUCUUCCAAAAGUGGCCGCAGACUCUCGCUUUGCACAACGGUUUUCCUUUUAAAAAAAAAAACGUGUAUACAUCACCUUGACAAAUUAAAUACUGAGCACACGAGAGCUGAAACUCAAGCCACAAGCCUCAAUUCUGGAGCCUUGGCUCAGAAUCUUACACUAGCAGAAGGUUUAACUUUUAGUGGGUUAGUCUGGGAAAGCCGGGUUUCCUAACGUUGAUUGGAUGCUGAAGUGUUCAAAUUUGUUCCAGACCAUUAUGAUGAUUUUUGUUUCUGUACAUAAAAUGUAUAAUAACUGCAUUUUGUAUGUUCAUGUGUCACAAGUGGUUAGGCAUCUGCUGUAUAUUGUAAGUGAAUGAGGGCUGGCACAUGCUUGCCAGGAACUCUUUUGGUCAUUUGAUUCUGGGGCAGGCUGAUGUUUUCUCCUUCACAAAGUGCAUCAGUUCUUUCAUUCUAGGACCACAGAUUUCUAACAAAAUUAAAUAAUUUACUGAUUCUGUGUUCUGUAAUAAAAUAGGACUUGAGAACGUACAACUGGAUAUAUGAAGAGAAGAGAUCAGGAAAUCCCAAUCAAACUCAAAUGGCACUGUGUCAGUGUGCUUUCAAAAUGGGGUCUUAAGGGGAAGGUUACAAUUCAGCCUGAGCAGCUUCAAGUGCUUUUUCUCUUGUGUGCCAGUUUCUAGCUUUUCCAAUGUGGUUUGCAUAUACAACUGUUAUGCCAGUACUUUAAAGGCAUUGAUAAAAGCACGGCAAAUUGGGCCAAUGUGACGGGGAUACUAACGAUACUAAUGUUGCUAAUACUGUACUGUACGUCUUCCACGGGAGAAAACGCAGAACUAGCCCCUUCACCCCGAUCAAAUCUUGUUUGCCUCUUCCGUGUCUGAUAAUGUUUGACUCAAUAUAGGUAUGUUUUUUAUCCUUAGCGCCGUCGUGGUAUUUUUUCUUUUUUUUUUUUUGCUGCAUGUAAACUUGUUCCAUCGCUGCACCGUCUGCAGUCGUUGAGAGUGGUGCUUUAUUUUUAUGUAUUACGCCCCCACAGGAGGGGCAAUAAUAAUAAAAACUUUUAAAACGGUU